Molecule: messenger RNA, 1562 nt
Organism: Eleginops maclovinus (Patagonian blennie)
Lineage: Eukaryota; Metazoa; Chordata; Actinopteri; Perciformes; Eleginopidae
Exons: 12
Coding region: 174-1316 (380 amino acids)
Biological process (GO): DNA integration
Molecular function (GO): nucleic acid binding
Source: RefSeq, a predicted model, not a curated record
AACCUGUAGGAUUUAUUUUAGUCUUAAAAGUUUUCUAACCCCUCAUGAUUAUUAUUUCGAAAAAUAUGACCGGAUAUUGUGGUAUUUUUCUUGGUACUUGACUGUUAUAUCAAUCAAAUAUCUUGGCACAAUAUCAGUUUGUUAGCCUCAAAUUAAACAACAUAGUGUCCUAAAUGGGAAGAUAUAAAUGUGCCUACAACUGCGGAAGCUCCAGCGAGACAGAUGUGAAGUAUUUUAAGUUUCCCCUGUACAAUCCCAGAAAACUGAAGAAAUGGCUUCUCAACAUGAAGUGGAAGGACUGGACCCCAUCUCGCUUCUCAGUGCUGUGCAUCGAUCACUUCGAGGAACAAUACAUCGACAGAACCGGAAAAUGUGUGAAACUGCGAGAAGAUGCAGUUCCAACCAUAUUUUCACCCCCUGGCGAUGCACAGAAAAGGAAGGCUUCCAGCUCCCCAAGAAGUAAGAGAAACAAGCCCCCUGGUGUUAAAGCAUCACAGAGGAGUCCAGCCCAGUCUCCAACAACGACUCCUGUCAGGGCAAAGAGAAGAGUCCAGAGCAAAGAGGCCAGACAGACAGAAGAGCCUGCUGGAGACAAAGACCCGAAAAAGUCAAAUGACAAAUGGAGGAUUAUAGUUGAUGAAGGGCUGUUGAAAAUAGAGUCAUUUCCACAUUUCUUCCAUGGAGAUUAUUGCGAACCACGCGAUAUUCAGUGGGCUCCAGACGACAAUUUGAGCACAGCGUGUGAAGAUCCUGAAAAGGUGAUAGAGGUGAAGGCGCCGUGGCAGUGGCUUGGCCUGGAUGUCAGGGGUCCGCUGCAUCAAACACUGAACGGGAACAAAUACAUCUUGACUGUAACGGACUACUACUCCAAGUGGGUGGAAGCUGUGCCUAUGCAGUCUUGCCUCCCCCCAGAUGUGGCAAAGCAGAUCGUGGAAAUAAUCGCACACUUUGGAUACCCGUUCAGAAUCCUCUCCAGACUGCCUCAUGACAUUGUCCACAAAAUCAACAGAGAACUGAAAGAUCAGCUGAAGGUCUCCAUGGCUCUUGUUGUCUAUCAUCAGCAGACGGGCACUUUGGAUUUGAUCACACAGCAGAUGAUUGACCGGAUGGUUAGUGAUAUAACAGAGGAGCAUGCGCCUGACUGGGAUGUGUAUUUGCCUGCCAAGGUUUUCAGUCUGUGUUUCAAAGAGCAUUCAAAAACCAAGGAAAGACCCUUUUCAGUGCUCUGCUGUAAGGGACCAGAGCCUGUUCAUUCCCCCAGAGGACUGAAUUAUGCUUACUCCAAGAUCCGGGAGAGUGCUUUUGUGGUGAGAUAGAUAUUUGUAGUUUAUUUGGUCAAUUGAUGUGGAAGGAAAACUGUUGGGGUCAUUAACAAAGCGGGGAAGAAGAUUAUUUUAUGGUCAUGGAAGUGCUUUGACCUGUCAUGGAAAUGUGCUAGAUUUCUUCGUGGCUCUUUGCCUUAUUGUUUGUUGUCUAUGUAAUUAAAAUAUAGACAUGCAUUUCUUUUAAAUGAGAAUUGUUUUGAUUAUGUGGCAUUUGCAAUAUGAGAAUUCGAUGUGUUU